Messenger RNA from Oncorhynchus kisutch (coho salmon), 1958 nucleotides. RefSeq names its product protein FAM222A. The record is from RefSeq and is a predicted model, not a curated record. The coding region runs from base 296 to 1837 and encodes 513 amino acids. NCBI's taxonomy places the organism in Eukaryota, Metazoa, Chordata, Actinopteri, Salmoniformes, Salmonidae. The transcript has 3 exons.
UUGCACUUCGACAUCUUUCAUUUCGGUCGGCUUUGGGGAGAGAAGAGGACAUGGGAGACAAAUUGAACUGAAUAUAGCUACAAACGAAUUUAUUUUCAAUAUCAACCCAUUUGGCAUUUCGAACAUACUUUUUAAAAGUGGUUCUCAUGGAUAUUUUCAGACCGAUAAUUCCCAGUCUCAUCGGACUUCAGCAACGUCUCUUUGGAAAAGGAAAUACGCCUUCCGAACAGGGGAACAAGCAUCCAGCAGUGGCGAGCCAAAGAUAAACAAGCCUUAUGAUAACACUGAACACUGUAUGAUCCCCCAAGGUCCGAGCGGCUGUAGAUCCCAGAAAGCAGCAGCCAUGUUAGCCUGCCUACAGAGACGGCAGCAGAACCUCUCAUCUCAGCGUCUGGUCUGCACCCCCAAGAUCCUGGAUGCUCCGCAGCAGCAGCCCAGCACACGGCAAAGUGAGCUGGUCUCCAUGAAUGGCCCUCGGUAUCCUUCCCCUGCAGAGCUGGAUGCCUUUGCCCAGAAGACGGCCAGCAGCCCCCUGUCCAUCAAGAUCUUCCCAUCCAACAUCAGAGUGCCGCAGCACAAACAGCUGAACAGGACAGUCAACGGCCUGGACACCACAUGCACCCAGCACUAUAGUCCCUACUCAGGAGGCUACCAGGGCCUACUGGGUGUUGUAAAGGCCUCCGUCUCCGUGGUCAAAGGCGUACUGAAAAACUCUGAGGGCAAGAGGACUAAACAUUCCCCCGCCCAAACUGCAGUGGCACCAUACAACCUUUUCUGUAACAACAGACACGGGCAGCAGAAGAGCUACCGCAUAGGCUCCUGCAAGCCUCAUGACGGGCCAAAUGUGUCUGUACCCUCUAAUAUCAUUGGGGCUGUGUCAGUCAUUCCCACCCCGGUAGGGCAGACUCUGGCCCCUCAGCCGGAUCUGGACGUCCAAAGCCUGCUGAGGCAGAUGAACAGACACACCCACAGCCAGGCCCUGCAGCAUGGGGGAGGGGCCCAGCCAAGCCCUUCCCUUCAGGCUGUGGCUGCUGUAGCCUGUUCAGAUUCUGGCUUUACGCUGGGAGUAGCGCCCCAGAGCAGUCUGGCAUAUUCGGGGGCCGUGCUGCCCACCCAGAGUGCAGACAUGGCCAAGGCUGGCUACCUGGACAGAGUGGAUUAUAGCACAUGGCAGCACAAACAACAGCAGCAGCACUAUCAACAGGGGGCGCUAAGGAUAUACAACAAUGCCCGGAUGGGCAGCGGGGGAGGUGCCGUGGUCAGCCGCUCUCCAGAGACUUGUCUCCCUUUGGCCUGCUCGGCACAGCUCUCCUAUAGGCCUCAUCCCCUCAGUGCAGGCACUAACGGGGCAGGAGCAGGGAUAGGGCAGGACCGGGUUAGCUCCUCCCCUCUGAACUGUGCUGCCAUGCAUGGGGAGUUCUCUGUGGGCCAGUACUUCGCACCUCCCUGGAACAGUGUUCUGGUCACUCCGGACAGCGACUGUUACAACCCUCAGGAGCUGGUGCCUGGCUCCUCUAUUGUCCGGCCCAGAGACAUGGGGCUCUCCCACCCUCAUCCAAACCAUCACCCCAACCGCCAGCUCCACCCCCACCCUCACCCCCAGGCUUAUGCCACAGACCAAAGCCUGGGUCUCUGUUUUGGGAUGCCCAGCACCAGCCUGUGCCACGCCUCUGUGCUGAGCAGCAGCCUGCAGUCUCUGGAGUGCCUGAUCAGUGAGAUCCACCCACCCUGCAUUAAGGAGCGCAUGCUGGGACGGGGCUAUGAGGCGGUGGGGAUGCCCCAGCUACUGGACCACAACCUACAGCACACCCACAUUCAGCUGCCUGUGUUCCGAUAAGACGGGACAUAUCCACACAGGGCAUACAGUGCCUUCGGAAAGUAUUUAGACCCCUUGACUUUUUCCACAUUUUACGUUACAGCCUUAUUCUAAAAUAAAAAAUGUUUCCAAAUGUAUAAAA